UUCAAAACAAAACCAGUUUUUACUCAGCUUUCCGAAAUUAUUUAUAUUUUACAUUCGGAUUUGAAGUUAAAAAACUGAUGUUAAACUGUCGAUUAGAAAUGUCAAAUCAGAGCUAGUUACUUUCUUUUGAACUCAAACAAGGCUUUUAUGUUUAAUUUAAUUUAGUUAAAUUAUAGUGACCUUAUAAGCUACCUCAAUGUACGAUUAAUGUAAAAAAUUCCUGUAAACAGAAAAGGAGAUGCAUGUUGUAUCAAAACCUGUUGUGAAAUAAGUUCGUUUUCUGCUCCCACUUUGAUAUUGCUAAGAGCAAAUCAAUGCAAUGAUGCAUCGCUGUCUUAUAAAUGAAGUAGUUAUCUCAAACAAUAUACUGCUUGCCUAUAUUAUGGAUACUGGUAUUUAAAAAUUCAAUAUCUUCUAAUGUGUCCAGUGGUUUUCUUUUUUUUAUUACUAAUCAAUGACAAUCGAUGAUUAUACAUUAUUCAAAGACAAGUGACAAUACCUAAGUAAAGUUAAGUAAUCUUCAUUCCCUGAAAUUUUUGUUGGCUUUAUAUAUAUUACACUUAUGUGUCACUCAUAGUUGCAUUUGUAUGAUUAUUAAGAAUACAUCUUGUUCCUGAAAGAAAAAAAAAGAUAUUCACAAAAUUAUAUGUGAAACUUUUGUCCAUUUCCAUGACUGUUUAGAAUUAUAUCUUAUUCUGUUAGUCCUUAGACUAUGUAUUGACUUUAUAUAUUUAUUAUGUUUUAUUUUUUGUCUAUAAUUUGUUUUCUGUGAGAUAUUGAUGCUGAUUUUAAAAUUGUAAUGAAUAAUUUUACAGUAAGUAAUCUAUUUGGUAUCUUUAUGCAUAUUCAAAAUUGACAUGGAAAAUUUUUUAUAGUGGUUUACGUGUGUAUUUUAUGUAUAAAGGUGUUUUAAAAACCAGUUUAGCUUGUUUCUACUCAGGAAAAACCAACUUUAUUAUAGAAACAUGUCUACUAAAAAAAAUACGUAUAUUAACGCAAAGACCCUAAUACCUUCCAUGAAGAAUUAUCCAUGCAUUGUUUGUAAUGCUACAUUUUCUAAGAAAAAGGAUUUAGUUGCUCACAGACUUACCCAUAAUGAUGGAAAACCUUACUUUUGUAACAUAUGUGAUAAAGGAUUUGCAAAAAAAAGUACUCUAAAAAAUCAUAGUUUUGUUCAUUCAGGUGAAAAACCUUUUUCUUGUAAUGUAUGCAAUAAGAGUUUUUCCUGGAAAACUAGUUUGAUGGCUCAUAUCCUGGUACAUACUGGAGAAAAACCUUUUUCUUGCAGUAUAUGUAACAAUAGCUUUACUCGUAAAAGUAGUUUAAUGGCUCACAAACUUGUUCAUACUGGUGAUAAACCUUUUACUUGUGCUACGUGCAAUAAGAGUUUUUCAGCAAAAAGUGACUUAACUAAGCACACGUUUGUUCAUACGGGUGUAAAACGUUUUAUUUGCAUUGUUUGCCAGAAAAGUUUUUCACACAGAUGUGACUUAAAUAGACAUAAACUGGUUCACACUGGGGAAAAACCUUAUUCUUGUAAUAUAUGCGAUAAAAAGUUUUCAGCUAGAAGUGCUGUUAAUAACCACAAACUUACCCACACUGGAGAAAAGCCAUAUUCUUGUACUAUGUGUGAUAAAAGUUUUUCUCAAAAUGGUUCAUUAUCUACCCAUAUAAAAAUUGUUCAUUUGGGAGAAAAGCCUUUUUUAUGUACCAUAUGUAAUAAAAAUUUCUCAUUGAAAUAUGACUUAACUAAACACAGCUUUGUUCAUUUUGGUGAAAAGCCUUAUUCUUGUAACAUAUGUGAUAAGAGUUUCCCAGAUAGAAGGCGUCUCAUGAUUCAUAGUGUGGUUCAUUCUGAUGAAAAACCUUUUUCUUGUGAGAUAUGUGGUAAAAGUUUUUCUCUGAAGCACCAUUUAACACGCCACAGAAAUACUCAGCAUGACAGUGAGGUAAUAGCCUCUUCAACCAUCCAUGAAGCCAUCUCUAAAUUUCAAGAUGCUGGUUUGCAAGUGUCUUCCAAUGUAGAAAAAACUGACCAAGAAGAAGAUGGUAGGGAGACUGUAGCAUCUUAUCAUUUAACUUCUCAUGGGUUUGUUCACACUAAAGAAAAGCCAUAUUCUUGUGAUGUAUGCAAUAAAAGCUUUUCAAGUAAGAGUAAUCUUAUAACUCAUAGCCUCGUCCAUACAGGGGAGAAACCUUAUAUUUGUGAUACAUGUAAUAAAGGUUUUUCACAGAAACGUAGUUUGGAAGCUCAUAUACGUAUUCAUACCGGGGAAAAACCUUAUCCUUGUGACUUAUGUAAUAAAAGUUUUUCCCAAAAGAGUAGUUUAAUGACUCACGGGCUUGUUCACAGUAAUGAAAAACUUUAUUCUUGUAGCAUAUGUAAUAAGAGUUUUUCAAGAAACACUUCUUUAAAUAAGCAUACCCUUAUCCACACUGGCGAAAAGCCUUAUUCUUGUAGCAUAUGUAAUAAAAAUUUCUCACAAAGUAGUACUUUAAAAACUCAUUACCUUAUUCAUACUGGGGAAAAAAGUUAUAAUUGUAGUAUAUGUAAUAGAAGUUUUGCAAGAAAGAAUGGUUUAAAGACUCACAGUGUUGUUCAUACUAAUAAUAAACCUUUUUCUUGUAAUAUAUGUAACAAGAAAUUUUCUCGAAAAACUAAUUUAGCUUCUCACUUUUUUGUUCACGCUGGUCGUGCUUAUGAGUACGACUGUGGACUGUCAGAUAAUAUUUCUUUGAAAAACGUCGAUCACAUACACUACAAGAAUAAGGUUGCUCACCAGUAUGAGCACGACUGUGAUGAGUUAGAGAUUGCUUAUAGGAAAAACUCUUAUUACAUACAUUGCAAGAGUAAGGUUUCUCCCCAGUAUGAACACCCACCAAUACAUCUCCUCCAACUGGUAAAAAAACCUAAUUUUUGUGACAUGAGCAAUGAAGGUUCACAUACUAGUACAUUAGAUACCCACAAUUUUUCUCAUAACAUGGAAAAUUCUGAUGUUUAUGAUAUGAGUGGUGAGGAUUUUUCUCUCACAAGUACAUUAACUUCCAAUGAAACUAGUGAAGAACCUGAUUUUUAUGAUAUAUCUACAUCUAAUGAAGGUUUUUUGCACACUGGUAUAUUAACUACCAACAACUUUUCUCCUGCUAGUGAAAAACCUGAUUUUUGUGACAUGUCUAAUGAAGAUGUUUCAGAAAUGACUGCGUUAACAUCGAACAAUAGCUCUCAAACUAGUGAAAAAUCUUUUGCCUGUAACAUAUGUAAUAAGAGUUUUUCACAACGAUCUAAUUUAGCUAAACACGUCGUUGUUCAUACUGGUGAAAAGCCUUAUCGUUGUAACCUAUGUACUAAGAGUUAUACUCAAAAGUCCAAUUUAACUAAACAUAUGGUUGUUCAUACAAAUUAUAAGCCUUAUGCUUGUAAUAUUUGUAAUAAAAGGUUUGCUAUGAAAUAUAAAUUAACUGCCCACAGUUUUCGUCAUACUGGGGAAAUGCAAUAUACUUGUACUAUAUGUAAUGUAAGUUUUUCUCAUAAGCAUCAUUUAACAGCUCAUAAUAUUCUUCAUUCUGAUGUGAAACCCUUUUCUUGUAACAUAUGUAAUAAGAGAUUCUCACAUAAAUAUCGAUUAACUGCCCAUAACUUAGUUCAUACUGGUGAAAAACCUUUUACCUGCAAUGUAUGUAAUGCAAGCUUUUCACAGAAAAGUAUUCUUACAACUCAUUGCCUUAUUCACACUGGUGAAAAGCGUUUUUCUUGCAGCAUAUGUAAUAAGAGUUUUACACAGAAAGCUAGUUUGAUAACUCAUAAUUAUGUUCAUACUGGUGAAAAACCUUUUUCCUGUGCUGUAUGCAAUAAGAAUUUUUCAAGAAAAUAUCAAUUAACUAUCCACAGACGUAUACAUACAGGUGAAAAACCCUAUUCUUGCAAUUUGUGUGGUAAAACUUUUUCUUCGAGGAGCCAUCUUGUUACCCACACCCUUGUUCAUACGGGUGAAAAGCCAUUUUCUUGUGAGAUAUGUAAUAAAAGAUUUUCAAGAAAAUAUGAUUUAACUAUCCAUAGUGCUGUCCAUGCUGGUGAAACAUGAAGCAAAUUUUUUUAGAGAAUGUACUAUAGUUUAUAGAUUCACAGUCUUCAUACUGGUGAAAAGCGUUGUUGUUUUUUAAAUAAUAUAUGAAUUAAAAAUGAACUUGUAGCCAUAUUCAUACUUGUAAAAAAUAUUAAUUUACCACAUUGAAUAAGAUUUUUUUAUUAUAAGAAAUUGCAUAUGCAUUUGUAUUCAUCGUAUAAAAUAAUUUUUAAUUGAAUAAUUUUAAUUGAUUAAGUUUAGUAAAAUUAUUUUUUUGUA
This is a messenger RNA of Parasteatoda tepidariorum (common house spider), 4343 nucleotides long. RefSeq lists its product as uncharacterized. Lineage: Eukaryota; Metazoa; Arthropoda; Arachnida; Araneae; Theridiidae. The record is from RefSeq and is a predicted model, not a curated record. Gene Ontology annotation, molecular function: RNA polymerase II cis-regulatory region sequence-specific DNA binding; DNA-binding transcription factor activity, RNA polymerase II-specific. Gene Ontology annotation, biological process: regulation of DNA-templated transcription.